This is a messenger RNA of Athene cunicularia (burrowing owl), 2686 nucleotides long. It is a transcript of the gene FCHSD1, whose product is annotated as FCH and double SH3 domains 1. NCBI's taxonomy places the organism in Eukaryota, Metazoa, Chordata, Aves, Strigiformes, Strigidae. The record is from RefSeq and is a predicted model, not a curated record. Gene Ontology annotation, biological process: neuromuscular synaptic transmission; regulation of actin filament polymerization. The transcript has 19 exons. Gene Ontology annotation, molecular function: protein binding. Gene Ontology annotation, cellular component: neuromuscular junction; recycling endosome. Bases 1 to 2238 code for a protein of 745 amino acids.
AUGUCAGGGAAAGAGCAAAAAGGGGACAAAAGGGACAGUGGGGAGAACCAUGAACUCUACAGGAACCACGGACAGAGAAAAAGCAGGACAGAAAGGAAACGGCCCCCAGAGAGGGGCGGGGGGGGCAACUGGAUCCUGUACCGGGGGCAGCGCACGCCCCCCGACUCCCAGCGGCCCCAGGCGCUGAGCGGGGCCGUCCUGCAGGUGAAGCUCACCCAGGAGGUGCGGGUCCACCUCCUCGAGCAGCUCUCGGGCCUGCAGAGCAAGCAGCAGCGUGACGUCGAGCUGCUGGAGGACAUCAGGUCCUACAGCAAGCAGAGGGCUGCCAUCGACAGGGAGUACGGGCAGGCGCUGCAGAGGCUGGCGAGCCAGUUCAUGAAGAGAGACUGGCAGCGGGGCCGCAGCGAGGCCGGCGACUCGAGGAGUGUGGCCGCUGUCUGGAAGGGUGUCAUAGAGGGGACCGCGCACGCCGGGCAGGUCCGUGUCACCGCCUCAGAGAGCUACCGUGCCCUCGCCACGGAGGCUGCCCGGACCGCCCGCCUCUCCAAGGAGAGGAUGCUCAAGAAGGGCAUAGAGCGGCUGCAGAAGGCACAAGCAGAGCUGCUGGAGACAGUGAAGGAGCUGGACAAGGCAAAGAAGCAGUUCACCCACCUCCAGAGGAGCAGUGAGGUGGCCAAGGACAAGGCGGCUGACGUGGAGGCUCGGCUCCAGAAGAGUGACCGGAGGAUAUUUCACACCAAGGCUAGCCUGCAAAAACUCAGCGCCAAGUUCUUGUCACGGGUGGCUGAGCACUCAAGGCAGCUGGUGGGGGUACAGAACGAGUAUGGCUUUGCCCUGGUGUCUGCCACCUCCCACUUGGAGCAUUACCGGCGGGUGGAGCUGCCCGCUGCCAUGCAGGCCCUGGAUGGUGACCUCUACGAGCGGCUGCGGGAGCACCUGUCAGUAGCCAGCCAGACGGAGGUGGAGACCUCCCGGGCCACGCGGGACUGGUUCCAGGGCAUCGCGGAGGCGUCCACGCGGGUGUGCCGGGAGCAGGACCUACUCCUCUUCCUGCAGGACCACCCCGCCUUCGCCCUGGCCUCCGAACAGCGCUUCCAGCUCACCGGGGUGGAGGAGGUGUGCCUGCUGCCACCGGGGGAUGAUGGGGCCAGCCUGGAGAAGGAGGCACGGCGCUGGGCCACGCGGGUGGCUCGGGACUGCAAAAACAAGGCGCACAGUGAGGAGGUGCUGCAGAGGCUGGAGUCCAGGCGGCAGCAGGUCCCAGAGGUGGAGGCAGCCACCAUGGAGCGACAGAUGGAAGAAGCGAGGGAAAACAUCCGGAAGGCAGAGGUCAGCCGGGUGAAGGCAGAAGCACGGCUGGCGCUGCUGCGGGCAGCGGGGCUGGACGUGGACACUUGGCUGGCGGGGGCCAUGGUGGGAGCAGGCGAGGCGGCACCUGCAGGGCUGGAUCUGUCUGAGUUUGACGACUAUGAGGACAGUGAUGAGCCAGAUGAGGACAAUGAGCCUGGCCCUACUGCCCGCACCUACCCCUACACCUGCAGGGUGAUCUUUGGAUACCAGGGCUGCCAGGCAGAUGAACUGUCCAUCACCCAGGGUGAGGAGCUGGAGAUCAUCGAGGAUGGUGAUGCAGAGGAGUGGGUGAAGGCUCGAAACAAGGUGGGCCAAGUUGGCUAUGUCCCUGAAAAGUACCUGCUGUCCCUGGGUGGUGAGCUGGGGGAUGAGGCUGGCCCCCCAGGACCCUCUGCACUGCAUCGCCAGCUCUCCAGCAUCAUGGCUGCAGAACUGGUGCUGGAGCCUGGAGCCUGGCUGGUGCGAGCCCUGUACGACUACGAGGGGCAGAGCCCUGAGGAGCUGAGCUUCCCUGAGGGGGCCAUCAUCCGGGUGCUGCCCCGUGCCCCUGGUGAGGUGGAUGAUGGCUUCUGGAUGGGCGACUUCAACGGCCGCAUUGGCUGCUUCCCCUCCUUGGUGGUGGAGGAGCUAACUGGGGGCCAGGGGGCAGCUGGGCAGGAGCUGCCAUCACCAUCCCCACCACCCUUCUCCCCUCCUGGCCUUGUGCCCAGGACCAGCCUGGCACCCAGCCCCUCUCCUGAAAUGCCACUGGGAGGUUGCAGGCACGAUGGCACAGGCAGUGGUCAGAGCUCUCCAGACCUGGCAGCCACCCGCCUCCGGCCGCUCCGUGCGCCCCCCCCACCACCUGGCAGAGCCCCUGAGCCUGACCCUGAGCUGCACUUCAGCUGACGCUGCAGGUCCCCCAUCCCUCCCCGCUCCCCAGAAAGCUUCACCCAAGCAAGCUGCCAUGGGCUGCUGCCCCAGCAGCAGGGGCUGAUGCUGCCCCAGCAGCAGGGGCUGAUGCUGCCCCAUGCCCCGAGCUGGUCUCUCCAGGGGCCACAUCCUGCCCAGUGCUGCUUGCAGAGUGGUCCUGCAUCCCUACACAGCAUAGGGCAUCCUGGCAGCCCCUUUAUUGGGGUGCUCAGUGCCAUGGCUGGGCCCCGUCUCACCCAGCUCUUGACUGCACCUUCUGCCUGGCAUCACCUGUGCAACCCCAGUGCAGCCCUGGUUCCCUGGGGGGGGGCUCAGCCCCAGGGCCCUACCUGCCCCCCAGGCAUCUCCCCCCAGUCAGGAGUGGGCAAGCGGCGCGGGGGGCUGUGCCCCAAUAAAGCCAGUUGACUGCCGUGGGGUUCAGUAG